This is a messenger RNA of Drosophila arizonae, 1039 nucleotides long. Its product is annotated as peritrophin-44. Lineage: Eukaryota; Metazoa; Arthropoda; Insecta; Diptera; Drosophilidae. Gene Ontology annotation, cellular component: extracellular region. Gene Ontology annotation, molecular function: chitin binding. The record is from RefSeq and is a predicted model, not a curated record.
AGAAGUUAAUUAGCAAUGAAAGCCGGCAGUUGCCUUGUGCUCUCCAUUUGCGCCUUGAGUCUUUGUGGCUUGACAGUGGGCCAACGCAUCGAGGAUAUAUGCACGUUGUUCUCGGAUAAUACGGUCAUACGUGAUCCGGAAUCGUGCAGUCGCUCGAUCACAUGCGUGGACGGCAAGAGCACCUACAGCACCUGCAAGAGUCCAACUCCGUUCUUCGACAAGGACACGCUGAAGUGUGUCAAGACAUUGCCGGAUACGGAAAAUUGUAAUAUUUCGUGUGAGAAUGCGGCGACUCGCUUUGUGAGAGAUCCAAAGUCGUGCUUCGGCUACUAUUACUGCAUAGAUGAGCAGACACCUGUCUAUGGCACCUGCCCGGACGCCACGCACUUCAAUGAGGCCAUUCAGGAGUGCAUCUGGAGCACUGCCUCCGAGUGCCACUCAAGCAAAUUCGACUACUGCAGCAUCAUCAAGAACGGCGUGAACUUUGACAAUACGCUCGGCUGCAAUCGCUACUAUGUGUGCACCAAGGGCAAGCUGGAGGACAAGACCUGCAAAUCGGGCUACUAUCAGAGACGCACCGGAGAGUGUGUGGCCAAGACUCUGGUCAACUGCGAUGCCCAUCCCCUGCCGGCGAAUGUGUGCGGCACAACGAAGAGUCCGAAGCCGAAUACCUUGGUGCCCGAUGGCGCCACCUGUCACGGUUAUUUCAUCUGUGCCGACAAGGGACCGAACACGCCCGAUGAGAAUCCCACGUGGGCCAGGUGCAAGGAUGAUUUGUUCUUUGAUAAAAAUAGUCAGAGCUGCAUUGAACCCAAUAAGGUAGCCUGCUCCGAGGAUCGUUGCCAGGGUCGCACCCUACCCUUUGUGCUCAGCUCCACCAAGGGCUGUCGUCACUAUCUGCGCUGCACCAACGGUCGAACUCUGGACGAGAGGAGCUGCGGUAAUUUCUUCUUCGACGAAGCCAAUGCCGUGUGUGUCAGUCAGAUUUUAACCUAUGACAUAUGCUAGUCGUACAUACACAUAGAUCGGAUCAUGAAAU